CACGGAAUUGGCAGAACGAGUUGAAACAUCCACUGGAAACAACCCAAGACUCCACCAUGGGCAAGGUCAUCUUCUACGAGGACAGGAACUUCCAGGGUCGCUCCUAUGAGUGCAUGAGCGACUGCUCUGACAUAUCCUCCUACCUGAGCAGGUGUCAGUCCUGCAGGGUGGAGAGCGGCUGCUUCAUGGUCUACGAGCGUCCUAACUACAUGGGCAUGCAGUUCUUCAUGAGGAGGGGCGAAUAUCAUGACAUGCAGCGCAUGAUGAGCAUGGGAAUGACGUUCGACUCCAUCAGAUCCUGCAGAAUGAUCCCCUUUCACAGAGGCCAGUUUAGGAUGAGGAUCUACGAGAGGGAGAACUUCGGUGGUCAGAUGAAUGAGCUGAUGGACGACUGCGACUCCAUCCAGGACCGUUACCGUAUGUCCGACUGCAUGUCCUGCAACGUGAUGGACGGCCACUGGCUGAUGUACGAGCAGCCCCACUACAGAGGCAGGAUGAUGUACAUGAGGCCCGGAGAGUACAGGAACUUCAUGAACAUGGGCAUGAGUGGCACCAGGUUCAUGAGCAUGAGGCGUAUUACUGAUAUGUGUUAGAAUAAAAUUAAACAUUAACUUCUGUGUUUAACUUGAGUAAAUAAAACUAUAUUUGAUCCAGAAAAA
Molecule: messenger RNA, 659 nt
Organism: Nematolebias whitei (Rio pearlfish)
Lineage: Eukaryota; Metazoa; Chordata; Actinopteri; Cyprinodontiformes; Rivulidae
Product: gamma-crystallin M1
Exons: 3
Coding region: 57-593 (178 amino acids)
Biological process (GO): visual perception; lens development in camera-type eye
Molecular function (GO): structural constituent of eye lens
Source: RefSeq, a predicted model, not a curated record